UUCCUACUAUCCCUUUCUUUGAAUGUCAAAUUUAGUAAAUUUUUAUAACAUUCAGGGCAGAACAAAGUCAAUAAUUUCCCCUAAAGUAUUAGUUAAAACUUUUAGCAAAAGCAAAUAAAAAUCCCAACAUGUGAAUUGAUUUAGAAAUCUUUCAGAAAUAUGAUUUGUACAGAACUGAGGCAGUAGGAUUAUACGACAUCACAGAAUUCCCAUAUCAAUUGAUACGUGAAAAUGUUCGUCCCAUCUGAAUCGCAGAAAAAGUCUUUUUUGGAGCAUACCAAAGCAGCUAGAGAGGAGCGUGCAUGGGAAAAGCGCCGGGAAGGGGCUGCCGUGCGAAUACAGGCGCAAUGGAAAGGAUAUGUGACGCGAAGGCAGUAUCACAAUAGGAUAAUCUCCGACUUUGAUAAUUUAAUAGCAAGCGAAGGAAAUGAAAAGGAUGUAGAACUUUUGCCUGCAAAUAUUGUGUACCCAGUUGUACGACGUUUCCUAACGUAUUUUCAAUGCAGAAAACAAUCUCUCGAGGCGGAAACAUCUCGUGAGAAGUUUGAAUGUUUGUGUCGGUAUCUAAAUAAAGCCAUGGAAUCAGAUUCUCCAAAAACGUCUUAUGCAGCUAUCUGUUUGCAUAAAGAUAAGAGCUUGCCUUGGCUGGCACAUAUCAAAUCGUUAGUGGGUCUGUGCUGUCAAAUGUUGGAUGAAAUUAAACCGGAGCAUCAUUCGGAUAGUAUAUCAUUGGCUUUGUACCUGCAUACAUUGGUCGUUUUCACAUCACCAAAAUCUUGGGGUAUUCUCCGAAGCAAACAAUUUGAGAAAGUGCAGCCUGCGUUGCAGAAAAUAUGCUGCAAUAUUCAGGGAAACUUGGUACAAAAUGGAUUUUUCAAAACAAUGCGCUCGAUCCUAUUAAAAGGCACAUCACGGGAGGAUCUUUCUAUUAAACCUGUGUCGCUUAAAGCUAUAAUGACUCUAUGCACCCGGCCUCUUAUCGAUGGUGACUUCAGUCGAAAUAUAUUGACUCAAUUUUUGGCAGAAAUACUAUCGGUUCCGGCUUUAGUGUACCAUUUAAAUAUUAUCACACCGCAAUGCAUAGAACAGCUUACCUCGAUGCAGGUACUCAAACGAUUUCUUCAGUCUGCCGAGGAUACUAACUUUUUUUCAGGGUUUAAAAGCAGUAUGCCAGGGACAAAAUUGCUUGCAUUUUUGGGAAAUGUUGUAAAUCUUUUUACAAUUGAAAGUCCUGUAGAAGCAAAAGAACUGGCUUAUCCUCUUUUUACGAACGCAACCACUGUACUCCUUGAAAAUAUUCCCAACACAGUAUCUAGUAAAGGCGUAUUUACGCAAUGGCAUGAACUUCUUGGCUGGCAUACGCCCUCAUUGGAUCCAGCACAAAACCAAAAUGUAGCUCUAAUCAAAAAACAGUUUCAUUUGCUGUGGGGUCAUCGAUGCAUUAAAGUCCUGUUAGUUGACUUGCUACGGAAUAUCAAUGCCACUUACGAACGUAUAGAAUUCCAAUCACCUUCACAGGCAUCUACAAGCAACUUAAUUCGGCGAGCAUUAGAUCGCGGUUCAACACGGGGCAAUUUCAGUAGAGGCAGUAGAACAUGGCGUCGGAUGGAUGGAAAUGAAGUCGAACAUGUAUCACGCGUAUGCGCAAUGUUUUAUGCGGCUCUAAAUACGCUUUCGCAACUCAGACUUGACAUAUUAACAGGCAUAUGUUACAACGAUAACGUUUUAUACGACCUGUGGCUACUUUUGACGUCACUGGGCCCGAAUUGCGGCAUGAAAGAGUUUAUUGAUCUGCUAAAGCAAGAAAACGCUUUGCAGCACCCCCAGAUCGCCAUGUUGAUGCUUUUUUGUGACAGCAUGACGCAUUAUGUUACAAUCUUAGAUGAAUAUGAAAUGUAUACGGAGCAAAAGCCGUUUCUUCUUAAUGACUUCAUCAUGCUUACUUAUUUUCUCAACAAUAUACUUUACAAAAUUAUAAACGAAAAUUUGUUAGGAACGAAAAAUGUUACUCAAUGUCCGGUGUUCGUAUCUUUGCACACGUUGCUGCUGUGUCUUUACCGGCGGGACUGUCGUCGCUCAUUUGCGCCAAGCAACCAUUGGCUCAUACCAGAAGUGAAGCCUACGACAUUCAUCAGUGAUUUGGAAAAGGCUAAACGACACGCUGUGAUUUUGCUGCAAAAAAUGCCCCACAUUAUUCCCCAUGAAGAUCGUGUUAAGCUGUUUCGUAAGUUCGUACAGAAUGAAAAGGCUGUUAUGGGCUUGACGGAGAGCGCCUGUGCCUCGCCGCGUUCCGCAUUGAUCGUAGUGCAUCGCGACCGCAUUGUGGAGGACGGCUACCGACAGUUGGCGGCGCUGAGACCACAUGCACUUAAGGGAGUUAUUCGUGUGCGUUUCAUCAACCAGCAAGGCUUGCAUGAGGCCGGCAUUGAUCAGGAUGGCGUCUUUAAGGAAUUUCUGGAGGAAACAAUCAAGAAAGUGUUUGAUCCUUCGCUGAAUUUGUUCAAAACGACUUCGGAUCAGCGAUUAUAUCCCUCCCCUAUAUCAUAUGUGCAAGACAAUCAUUUGCAGCUGUUCGAAUUUGUGGGACGAAUGUUGGGCAAAGCGGUGUAUGAAGGCAUAGUUGUGGACGUGCCAUUCGCUUCGUUCUUUCUCUCACAGCUUUUGGGCCAGACACAUCAAGCGCUGUACUCCUGUAUGGAUGAGCUGCCAUCAUUGGACAACGAGCUCUAUCGCAGCCUCACAUUCAUUAAGCAUUACAAACAAGAUGUGUCUGACUUGAAUUUAACUUUUUCGGUGGAUCAGGAUGUCAUGGGGAAAAUUGUAACACACGAAUUGCAUCCCGGUGGGAAAGCUCGCGCGGUUACCGACCACAACAAACUGGUGUACAUCCACUACAUGGCUUACUUCCAUAUGAACACACAAAUCCGCGAACAGACGCAGGCCUUUAAUCGUGGUUUUCGCAGUAUUGUUAAUCCAGAAUGGUUGUCUUUAUUUUCACCCCCGGAGCUGCAACGUCUCAUUUCUGGCGAUACUGUGCCAUUAGAUCUGCGAGAUCUUAGGAAACAUACUCAGUAUUAUGGUGGAUUCCACGAUUCGCACAGGGUUGUUGGUUGGUUAUGGGACAUUUUGGCCAAAGAUUUCACCGAGGAGGAGCGCAAAUUAUUUCUUAAGUUUGUGACUAGUUGUUCAAAACCUCCGCUGUUGGGGUUUGCCAAUCUGGAGCCGCCAUUUUCUAUUCGCUGUGUUGAAGUUGGUGACGACGAGGAUACGGGCGACACUAUUGGUAGUGUCAUACGUGGUUUUUUCACCAUCCGCAAGAAGGAUCCACUUAAUCGCUUGCCAACAUCAUCCACAUGUUUUAAUUUACUGAAGUUGCCAAACUACCAGAAGAAGUCAACAUUGCGUGACAAAUUGCGAUACGCUGUUAGCAGCAAUACAGGAUUUGAGUUGUCCUAAAAAAAUGUAUUAUUUAAGCAAAAAGUUUCAGCCUGCAAAGUCAUAACUUAUUAACAACACUAACAUAAAGUGUCACAAUAACGUCUGGUAUCGCUACGAGUCUACAUAUCAGCCAGCUUCAAAUUCGAGCCGUUGAACCCUAUAUUCGAUUUUUCUCUGAGAAGUAACUCAUAUGCCCAACUUUAUUUUUAAAUUAUG
Molecule: messenger RNA, 3654 nt
Organism: Anastrepha ludens (Mexican fruit fly)
Lineage: Eukaryota; Metazoa; Arthropoda; Insecta; Diptera; Tephritidae
Product: ubiquitin-protein ligase E3B
Exons: 12
Coding region: 232-3456 (1074 amino acids)
Biological process (GO): ubiquitin-dependent protein catabolic process; protein polyubiquitination
Molecular function (GO): protein binding; ubiquitin protein ligase activity
Source: RefSeq, a predicted model, not a curated record